AUGGCGACCCAGGCAGAUAUUGCGUCAGCUCUUACUGAUGACGACAAAGUUUACAUCUUUCAAUUGCUCGACGCUAAUCUCAACUCUAGAAUUCUCUACGCGCUAUUGCAUGGCAUCUAUACCGGUAUUCUUGCUGUUACCCUGUGGAAUAUAUUCAUCAACAAAUGCUGGCCAAUUCGACGAGCUAUGAUCGCCGUUAUCACGCUCCUCUAUACUCUGAUUACUAUCAGUUUUGGUGCCAGUUGGUCACAUACAUACUCCGCAUUCAUUGAUGAUGGACAAAGUUUUUGGACCGUAUAUCUGAAUCUUAGCGGUGUGACCCAAGCACUUUACUGGGAGAUCAGUAUCACAGCCUUCGUCAGUACCAUUCUCGCAGACUUAUAUAUGAUUUGGUGCUGCUGGAUGGUUUGGGGACGACGUUGUCUUGUUAUUCUCCUUCCAAUGUUUUCCCUGGCUUCCGCAAUCGUAUCAAAAAUCAUAACAGUGUAUUACGACUACGUCAAUGCACCUGCGGACAUAUUUCUUAUACUCUAUAUAUCAUCUAUUCUGGCGACGACAUUAUCAUGCACCUUGCUUAUCAUUUACCGCAUUAUGACUAUCACCGGGGUUCGCCAUGGAGCUGAGGGUCGACUAAAAGUUUACCACCAUUUCGUUGAAGUACUAGUAGAGUCUUCAGCUCUCUAUUCAAUAACUCUGAUCAUAUUUUUGGCGUUCGCCAUUCGCAACCACCAGGGACAAUAUUAUCUUGAUAUCGCAGCCAGCAUCGCGAAGGGGAUUGCACCCACACACCUUGUUGGUCGGGUAGCGGCAGGACACGCGCGCCCAAAUGAAGAACGUGAUGAAACUUCCCUGGUGUCUACCAUUCAUUUCCAGACGUCUUCGCAAUCUUCGCAACCUUUCACUUCAAGCUUUCAGGAAUCCACCAUGCAAAGCGCAGCCCUUGAAAUGGACAUUGAAGCCCAGAUGGAGAAUUAG
This is a messenger RNA of Desarmillaria tabescens, 975 nucleotides long. RefSeq lists its product as uncharacterized. The coding region runs from base 1 to 975 and encodes 324 amino acids. The record is from RefSeq and is a predicted model, not a curated record. The transcript is spliced from 6 exons. Lineage: Eukaryota; Fungi; Basidiomycota; Agaricomycetes; Agaricales; Physalacriaceae.